This is a messenger RNA of Lottia gigantea (owl limpet), 933 nucleotides long. RefSeq lists its product as hypothetical. The transcript has 7 exons. Lineage: Eukaryota; Metazoa; Mollusca; Gastropoda; Lottiidae. The record is from RefSeq and is a predicted model, not a curated record. Bases 1 to 933 code for a protein of 310 amino acids.
AUGGGUUGUGGAUCAUCUUCGAGUACAAAACAAGAAAAUCAACCAAAAUCACAAUCUCAGAAAGGAGCGAAAGGAAAAGAGAGAAACGCCAGAAAGAAAGGUGAUUUUGAAGGUGUUAGAAGUAUAGAUUUCUCCGAGAACGCAUCUGAAUAUUAUGGCCAGACUCACAGAAGUCAUCCAGACACUAGUCGCUUCCCGGAUGGUAUAGCCUAUAUUUAUGGUUUUAAGGCGAAGCUAAAGCGACAGCUGAAGGAAUGCACCCAGAGAGGAAGUCUGGAGAAAAUUGAAGACGCACUUAAAAAGUAUGAAAAAUAUGACGGACCGGAAGAUGACGACUACUUCCGGGCAAUUGAUAGGCGUUACUUCCUGCAAGUGCAAAGAGGUUUAAGAGAUGGUAUGCGAAGACGACAUGCGGGAACUUUGACAGAUGCUAUAAAUAAUGCGAAGAACUCACCAUAUCAGAAUAAGCUACGCACACAUAUCGCAGCUGCCGAGAAACUACGAGAUCAUAUCGUGGAAUUAGAAAUUCAUACGCACGAUGUGUUAGAUAUGGAACAAAAAACUGUCAGUGAAAUAAAGAGCUAUCAGAGACCUCCAGACUGUAUAUUCUAUACUAUGAAAUCUACCUAUGUUUUACUAAAUACAGAUCCAGACAAAAUGCAGGAUUGGGGUGAUAUACAAGGUCUGAUGAAUCAAACAAAUAAAAAUGGUUUAAUGUAUAAAGUAGAUAAUUUUGAUUUAGAUGAUGCUAAACUAGACAAUGCUUUAAAAGCCGAGAAGAUUUUAGAUAACUGUGAAUAUGGGGAUGUAUUAAAAGCUAGUAAUGGGGCGGCGAUUUUUUACUUGUGGGCCAAUCAAAAUAUCAACCAGAUUAAAGAGGAUAAUAAGAAAACUAACAAUAACAACAAUUCUAAUAAACGAAAGAAACGAUAA